Messenger RNA from Filobasidium floriforme, 300 nucleotides. RefSeq lists its product as uncharacterized. The record is from RefSeq and is a predicted model, not a curated record. The transcript has a single exon. The annotation marks the transcript as partial. NCBI's taxonomy places the organism in Eukaryota, Fungi, Basidiomycota, Tremellomycetes, Filobasidiales, Filobasidiaceae.
AGAGCGAACAGAGUCCUGACUCAAGUAACCAUCGGAGACGAAUUGACCGACCAGCAAAGAGGCAUCGUUGAGGCAAUGAUCAAGAAAUACCACGAGGCGUUCGCGCUUUCGCUCAACAACAUCGAACCGACCGAUCUUGGCGUUCACGACUUUGAAGUAGGCGAAUGCAAUCUACCUCUCAGGUCGAAGCGAGGUCGAUAUUCGGAGCCAGAGCUAGAAGCGUUGUACGCCCACGUGGAUGCGAACCUGAAGGCGGGAAUCAUCAGGCCCAUCGACCACAAUCAGGUCAGAUGUGUCUCG